Messenger RNA from Symbiodinium necroappetens, 1440 nucleotides. Lineage: Eukaryota; Dinophyceae; Suessiales; Symbiodiniaceae. The record is from the annotation of a GenBank genome assembly.
AUGGACUCGCAGUUGGCAAGAAGCCGGCUGUGCGAGUGCUCGGCGCAGGAGCCUACGCAGCUGUUAACUUCAUUCUUCGCAUCGCGACACCGUGAGCUGAUCCAGCUCCUGGAGGAGAUGGCCCCCUCCUGCAUGAUCGAAGGCGCUCUCACGCACCAGGCCGUCUGUGACGGCUGCGAGGCCGCGCCUUUGAAGGGCCCGCGGUUCAAGUGCACGAGCCGCGCGGACUUCGACCUUUGUGGCACGUGCUAUGCCCGCAAGCGCGAGAUCCUUGGCUCGGAGGCAGGGGACGACUUCGAGUGCAUCUUGUCGGGCAUGAUGCCUGUUGGCCUGGGAAGCCUGCUCUCCGGCAUGAAAGGCAAAGGGAAGGGCAAGGGCUGCAAGGGCAAGAGCGGCAAGAUGGGUGGCAUCCCCGGCUUCCUUCAGGACAUCAGCCAGCACCCGCUGGCAGGCCUCCUCCAGCAGCGUUUUGCCGCAGCGGCCGAUCGCGUGGGCAAAGCCGCCGAUCGUGCGGGCAUGAAUACCGGAGCUGGUGGCACAUGUGGCACGGAGAAUCCACUGGCCGGCAUUGCUGGACUUCUGGGCGAGCUGGCUGGCAAGGGUGGCAACCGUGGUAACCAGGACCAGGCGAAUCCCUUGGCUGGCCUUGCCGGCUUGUUCGGCCAAAACAGCCAGAAUGGCGAGAAUCCCUUGGCGGGUCUCGCAGGGCUGUUUGGUGGCAAGGGCCAGUGCGGGGGUGCGGCGGGCGCGGGCCCAAACCCGAGCCCGAGUGAGAACCCCUGGGCCGGCCUCGCUGGGCUCCUCGGCGGCCUCAAAGGCAAGGGCAAAGGCAAAUGGGCCAACCCAAACGGCUCGCGACUCAGCACUUCGCCGAUGCAGGCGGAAUCUCGUGAGUCUAGCGGCUACGAGCAGCCCACGGCUUCAGCGCCUGCACCGACGGAGGCCGAGCCGUCUGCCCCUCCCAUGGACCAGUGCAAGGAGGUUGACGCACCCACCUCGGAGGUGCCGGCAGCUCAGGUCCCGAAGCCUGCGGCCGAGCCAGCAGAGGACAUGUCCGGCGAGGUGAAGGAGCCGGGGCUCCGAUACUCCUUCCCCGUCCAGGUCGAUGAUGGCCGCAGCCUCCAGAUCACCUGGAAGUCCUCUGACGCCCGGGAGCAGGUGGCCAGGGAGUUCAUCGCGAAGUACCGGCUGCCGGGGGAUCAGGUGGGCGACAUAGUCGCGUUCAUGCAGCAUGCAGAGUCGCUGGGCGCCCCCAGCGCAAGCAACGCAGCAUCCAGCUGGGAAGAAGCGCCAGGGGUUGAGGCUCCCCCGACCUAUGCGGAGCAGAUCGCGCAGAUCCAAGAUCAGGGCUUCACGGUCGACGUGGAGGAGCUUCGAAACCUCCUUGCUGCCUUUGGGGGCAGCGUGGAGAAGGUGGUGGCAGCGCUCCUCCAAGGUUGA